AUGAUUUUGCUCUUCGUUAUUUUUAUAUCCUUACAGAUGAUAAAUUUCAUUGACGCUAAAAAUUAUUUAACAGUUGAUGACGAACUUAAGGACUGUGCGAAAACUGAUGAUCAUUUGGUUGAUUGGAGUGACUACAACCUAGUUGCAAUAAAUGAUACACUUACAGUUGUUAAUGGAAGCGUUACAUUUCUCAGAGAUGUAAUUAGUCCUUGGUCGGCACAUUUUUACGCUGAACGAUAUGAACGUGGUCAAUGGUUAAUGCAAGGAUAUGUUCAAAAACUUCAAGACUUGUGCACGGAGUUGCACAAUCAACUUCAACCUUGGUAUAAAAAAUUUAAAGACUUUGACACUUGUCCAAUUCCAAAAGGUACUAAAUGGGUCUUCAACAUGGUUCCAAUUGAAAUGGUCAAUAAAGUUCAAUAUUUGCCUCCACAUUAUGCAGGAAGAUGGCGAAUUAUUUUUGAUACAAAGUAUUUUGAAAAUGGAGUUGAAAAGCGCGAAUGUAAAAUGGGAUUUGGUAAUUUAUUUGUUGAAUGA
This is a messenger RNA of Chironomus riparius, 537 nucleotides long. Lineage: Eukaryota; Metazoa; Arthropoda; Insecta; Diptera; Chironomidae. The record is from the annotation of a GenBank genome assembly.